This is a messenger RNA of Brassica rapa (field mustard), 888 nucleotides long. RefSeq lists its product as uncharacterized. Lineage: Eukaryota; Viridiplantae; Streptophyta; Magnoliopsida; Brassicales; Brassicaceae. The record is from RefSeq and is a predicted model, not a curated record.
AGCUCUCACUUCAAUAAAUACCCAAAGCUCUCACCUCUGUCCUCUGUUAUGGGUUGUUGCGUCAGCUUCCCCACCGCCGACCAGAAAGAUGAUUCCAUCUCCGGCAAGAGCACAUCACCGCCUCCAUCCGUCGUUGAAGAAGAGACAGUAGUCAAAGAAGUCUUGUCUGAAACCACAUUGGUAACUGACAACACGACGUCGAACAAGAUUCCAGAAGGCAAGGAGAAGAAACCCGGAGCUGUCAACGUAGCUCCAGACCCUGGUUUAACGGAGAACGGUUUGGUUGAACCGGAGAAAGGAUCAGAAGUUUCAGAAAUUUGCAGUUUGAGCGAGAGCCUGCUUUCUAUCGUGAAUGAGUGCAAUGAGGAGGAAGCGAAACAGAGGAAACUGCAAGGAGUGAGACAAAGAUCCCCGGAGAAAUCUCGGAACCGGGUCAUGGUUCAUAAUUACCCAACCCGGAUAACCGAUAUGUCGCCCCGUAAGAGAAACGCGGAAGGAGGAGGAGAAGAAGAAGCUGGCUCGGUGAGGCUGGUGCCUUCGGGUACGGGUCAGAGAGACCCGAAUAAAAGAUCCGGGAGGAGAAGGUCCAGGUCAGUCAUGAUAGGUCCGACUCGGGAUCAUUAUUGUACGGACAGUGGCAGAGCAAAUCUGUCUCUGGGUCGGGUGAGACCUGAGCCUAAUAAGAACGGGUCGGAUCAUCAUCAGUGGCUGAGUUGCGGUGCAGCUGGAGAUAAUGAAGUAUCUACCCCUAUCGACUCAUUUGAGAACUCUCUUGUCACAUUAGAGAGUUUCAUCUUUCUUUGACAUUUUCAUGGAAAAAAAUGUUACUGGAGAAUAACAGUCUCGAAUUAUCGCCGAAAUUUAAUCAACUAUUUUUAUUGAUUUACU